Molecule: messenger RNA, 409 nt
Organism: Prorocentrum cordatum
Lineage: Eukaryota; Dinophyceae; Prorocentrales; Prorocentraceae
Source: the annotation of a GenBank genome assembly
GCGCUUGAGCACGUUAUUCACCGGGUGCUUGUCCCGAGGGCCCUUCGGUUGGGCUUCAACCCUUGGCUGUUGAAAUUUCCCCUGUCGCUCUACACUGGGCCGCGGUUCAUUUCGGCGCAGGGCCUGUGCGGGGACAUCGUCAAGGCCACUCGGACAAUUAUUGCUGGGUGUGCGUUUGCAGACCUGUUGAUGCGCUGCAUGAUCGUCCCCGACCUCGACGUCCAGGUCGGCGCUUUCAAGUAUGCCCAGUACGGCCGGCCGCUGCCCGCCGCGGCGAGAAAUUUGGGAGUGGACUUCGCGCUCGCGCUUCGCCGUGGGCUGCUCCAUCGCGUCCGGCAGAAACGCUUCAAGGGCGCAUCGCAGAGAGCGCGCCGAGCGGCGCGGCUCCGCAAGGCCGGCGGACCCGUAG